CAUAGGCACCGUAACCUAAGUGCCACUUGCUCGCAGUCUGAAACGUUGCGGGUGGAACAGCCUGGAUUCUUAACAACUGAUCACACACACUUAUAUACAUGAACCAAACCGGAACAGCGCGCGUCCACAUGUCGCAUUCUCUAUUAACUACAGGGCUUUCACCACGCAGCGUUUUCGUUGUUCUUUCCUUCCCCGUGAAACGGUUUCUUUGAACAUUUAAGAGAAAUCUAAGGUUUAGGAUGGAAGCAAAACUGAUCUGAAUGUUUUCGGUGUAUGAGAAAGCGAACGUGGAUUUCUUUAGCGGUGAAUCAAAGUCUUUCGGAGGCACCGUUCUGACCCGUACCAUGGAUGUUUUGGCGAAUUAUAGUAUUUUCCAGGAACUUCAACUCGUUCAUGACACCGGUUACUUCUCUGCGAUGCCGUCUUUGGAGGAAAACUGGCAGCAGACCUGCCUGGAACUUGAGCGCUAUCUGCAGACAGAACCCAAGCGACUCUCCGACCUCUUCGAAGAUGACCUGAACUGCCUGCUCUCACCAAGCUUCAUGAAAGCAGAAACUGAUGAAGAUGCUCUGGACCCCCUUCUGCCCAAUCUUGCUGACCCCCCAAGUCCUCCUUCAUCUCUUCUCAGCCCCCCAAGGGAGCCUCAGACCUUACCUGCUCCUGAUUUCCCCACUGUGGUCAAUGCUGCCCAGCUGAGUGCUGUCACCUCCCUGACUCCACCCUCCUCACCGGAACUGGGCCGCCACUUGGUCAAGGCCACCCACACCCUGUGCGCCUCGCCUGAUGGGACUCUCACACUAAAGCUGGUAACCCGCAAAGUGGCUGUGGCUCGAGCAGUCUCUCCCGAGCACAUUGGUGGCCAUGGGGGUGGGCAUAGUGAUGGAGAGCAGGCAGGCACAGCAGGGGGUGGGGAUUCAGUGGAGAACAAGAAGAGGGUCCACCGCUGCCAGUUCAACGGCUGCCGCAAAGUUUACACCAAAAGCUCUCAUCUGAAAGCACACCAAAGAACACACACAGGUGAGAAGCCUUACAAGUGCUCAUGGGAAGGCUGUGAGUGGCGGUUCGCACGGAGUGACGAACUGACGAGACACUAUCGCAAGCACACUGGUGCCAAGCCCUUCAAAUGUGCCCACUGCGACAGGUGCUUCUCACGGUCAGACCACUUGGCACUGCAUAUGAAAAGGCAUAUUUAAAGAGGAGAAGCUGGCAAGAAGAAGAAUGGAGAGAGAGAAAAAUAGAGAGAGAGAGAGAGAGAGAGAGAGAGAGAGACAGAGAAUGAGUUGUAGAUGGUAGGGAAGAAGGCAUAUAGCACAGGUCUGUCUGCCCUGCCUGACGCUCCAGACGGAGACCCUGAAGAACUCAUGCAGAGGGUGUGAUUCGAUAUGCUGUCACAUCCCAAUGCUUACAGUGCGAACAUGGGCAGGAAAGGUUUGAUGAGAUAAGGUGGUCUCUAUCCUGUGCGAGUCAGGAUGGCGGUUUGCGCUUGAGUUUAUUUGCCUGGCCCUACCAGUCCCUGUAUGGAGAACUGGUCUGGUCCAGUAAGAGCCAACUGUAAUGUGGAACAGAAGCAUAUCCAACUUACUGCUUAGAAUUAUUGCUGGUCAGAGGAACCAUAAUGAAAUAUGGUUACCUUCAAUUCAGACACAAUACAAAAUGUUACAGCAGCAAAUAUUAACACUGAAGACACUGAACAUUGAAGCGCUAUAGUAUAUGCUUUGUUAUGAACCAAUAAGGCAGCAGUCUACAUCUGAAUUAGUACAUGGUCAUGUAUGGCAUUAAAUGUCCUAAGUAAUCUGAACUGAGCCCUUGGUCAAUGGUCCUACUGUAAAUGCAAUGGUUCAAAGGAUUGUUUUAAUAAUGACUGCCAGAAUGGUACAGUAAUAGGUGAGCUGAGCAUAUUUUUCUGUACUUUGAUUUCCUCGAGCUAUUACUGUAAUUAAGAAAUGUCUGAAUUUGAAGGGUGAAAGGUAAACCCGAUAGGAUCUACUGUGCUGUUAUAUUAUUCAGCCCAAAUAAAAAAGAUCAUUGCAGGCAUUGGAACAAUAUACUUCUCCUGUUCUUCACAGAUGGAUGACUCUCGCUCUCGUCUUUUCCUGUAAACUAACAGCUGCGCAGUGACACUUUCAGACUUUUCAUUAAAAAAAAUAUUAAUAGUAAUAAUGAAUUUAAAAAAGUCAUUUCAAGCUAUGACUGCAUCUCACAACUCUCAAUGAUUUUUGCUUCUUUUUUGUGGAUGUGCACAAAGAAAAGAACUGUUGCCAUUUGCACAAAGCAACGAAGAGUUAAAGAUUCUUUACUGGGCCGCAUUUCUCAAAGCCUACUUGUCAAGGAUAAAGAAGCAUAUUUGUUAUUGCACAUCUCUUGAGAAUCCCCUGGCACUUUUAUUUAUUUAUUUAUUUUAAUGGUGCUUGAGAUCUUUCGUCAGGCUGUCAAAGACUCGCAUGCAGUGAUUAAAAGCAGCAUUGUUUUGUCAGUGGGCUUUAAAAUGUCUUUUUUAUUUGUGAAUACUGCACAUCAAAAUGACACUACUGAAGCGGGAAGGCUGCAUUUUGUAAAUGUUGCAACAUCAUUUCCCGAGAUGCUCAUGAAUUCCAUUGCCUGUUUCGUGAGGACGAGUGGUUAUCAUUUGAGCUUUACGAGACAUUUAUGAUGAAUGUAAAGGCUUAUGCCUUUCUGAACGCUUAUGUGAAAUAUAUUUUGGCAGAUUACUUUAAAUGGUGAUCUGUCUUGAAAGGUUUUGUAAUACACUGUUAUAAACGUCAACAAGCUGGUUGUGUUUCGGGUCUUAGAUAUGACAUAUCAAACAAAUUGAGCUUCACCUCUACACAGGUUCUUUUUUUAACUCUUCAAAUUUGAGUACACAUUAUUAUCUGUAAUUUGACAAUGUAUGAAAAUGUUUGUGAACUUUAAUAUUUUAGGUACCAUCUACAAUCAAGAUGCCAGAGAGGGCAUCUGCACUUGUUCAGGGCAUGUGCCAGUGUCUGAGUCAGCCAAACAUGGACAAGUGUUAUAAACUGAACACAAACCUUGUAGCAGUGCAAUCAUUGCACAUUAUAAAACAGAGAGAUAAGACAGCAUUAUUAUAGUUAUUAUGUAUAGCAGUUUCCUAUUUAGGGUAUAUCUAAAUCAGGUUUGAUUAGUGAUUUGUAGAUCUUCUUUCAAAGGUACGGAAGGUAUUAUUAUUAUUAUUAUUAUUAUUAUUAUUAUUAUGAAACCAGGUUGAAGUUGAAAACACACUCAAAAUACCAAACAAGAAACUUCCGACAUCUUGCCAACUUCCUAAACAAAGAAAGCACCACACCAGUGUGUGAUAUUUAGGCACAAGCUCCCGCUGUCUGGUCAUCUGCUAGUAUCAUGCACUGUCCCCUUUUUGCUCACUCGCCUGAUGCAAACUAAUACAGGAGCCAUCUGACAGUGGGACUGUGCCGGUAACAAGGCAGGAAUUGGGCUCUUCUGGCAGUGAGCUGCCCUAGUCGGGCCUUCAAUGAGGUGGAACAGACUACGGUCACUCUGGAGGGUGGGGUGGGGUUGUCACACUCCGAAGUUAUGCUGAGUGAGUAAGUCUUCUUGCAACUGCCCGACACAGUCGAUUUCACCCAUGUAGCCAGGUGUCAUCUUACCAGUCCUCAUUCCCAAGGCCACAUCAGCUCCAACAAAAAUACGACCCAAGGUCAUCCCAAUCCAAUGCAUUCCCCUCACUCAGGAGAGGGAGAGCUGCACUGGUUGCUUUGUCCAUUAAAUGUAGGAUAGAGUACAUUUUCUGAGAUACUUUGGAAUGCAACUAUAAAAACAUUUACUCAGCUGGCCCCUUACUAAUGCUGGAGCUUGAAUAUGGACACAGAUGCUCUGUCCUGAACUGAAAACACAUCUAAUAUUGGAAUCUGCCUCCAAAUUACACUACACACGCGAGGAUUCCAGGUUUACUCAGUAUUUGUACAGUUCAUUAGUUUUUCUCAUGCACUAUACAGCUCAGAAAUGGAUUACACCUAUUUAUGGAAAAAAAAGGUGAGAUAAAAUACAUAAAGAAACAGGAAGUCCUAACUCAUUGCAAAUCCAAUUUACACAACAAGAUUUCAGGGACUUUAAUAUUUUGAGUCGGGGACUCUAAACAGGCAGGUCUUCAUCUGUACCUUAUUUCCAUCUGGUUACUUUUGUUCACAGGCUCAGCACUCUCUUCAUCCGCUUGACUUCAUAUACACUCCAAUCCAGUAGAACCACCAAAAAGACUGAGAACUCCAUGUCCCCAGUCCCAAAUGUGGAAAAACUCAUUUGUUUUCAUGGCACUGUGUGGUGUCCUUAAAUGCCUGUCUGUUGUGUCUCUUAAAGAGCAAUAGUAGUGCUCGCUUUAUUUUUUCAUAUCUUUGCAUUAAAACAUUUCAUAUCCAGGCCACUAAACAAAUAUCUGUCUGGGUUAUCCCUCACCAAAAGACAUCUCAGUCUAUCUCCGGCAAUAGCUGUUAAGCUACCGAUCAUUAAAUGGUUGCACUGUGGGUUUUAAUUGGAUGUGGUGACAUUAAAACAGUCCUGCUGAUUGCGAAAUGAUUUGCAAUCUAUGUUGCACUGAGGAUGACUUUCGUAUUUGUGUACUUAGGCAAGUUCUUCCUGUAAAUCUAUCAAAGCUCUUCUGCUUUUUGCUUUUUUGCUCUCUAGAUCUCUCACUUUCUGUCUUCAUUCAAUCUCUGCAGCUGCAUUCACUUGUUUUAUUUAUUUAUUUAUUUAUUUAUUUUAUUUGCUUUAUUUGCUGUAAAAAGCAUUCCCAAAUAUUAUUUGUAUUAUAUGAUGUUAGUAUGACACUGUUCUUUAUUAAGAAAAAAGAGUUUAUUUUUGUUACUGGUUUGUUUCGUAAUUCUUUUUUAAAUUGGUAUUGUAAUAUAUCUAUGCAAGAACUGUUGAGUGAAGCGAUUUUAUUUAAGGAUGUCAUCAUGUGUAAUAAAUGGUAGAAUCUCA
This is a messenger RNA of Electrophorus electricus (electric eel), 4947 nucleotides long. It is a transcript of the gene klf7a, whose product is annotated as Kruppel like factor 7a. The record is from RefSeq and is a predicted model, not a curated record. Gene Ontology annotation, molecular function: RNA polymerase II cis-regulatory region sequence-specific DNA binding; DNA-binding transcription factor activity, RNA polymerase II-specific. NCBI's taxonomy places the organism in Eukaryota, Metazoa, Chordata, Actinopteri, Gymnotiformes, Gymnotidae. Gene Ontology annotation, biological process: regulation of transcription by RNA polymerase II.